UUAGAGUAGCAAAAUAGUCAUAAUUAAAAUUUAAAGCUAAAAUUUUCUAGAUAAAAUAUUGCAGUAUUAUGAUAAAAAGAAAACAAUUUUUGCUGUGCUUUACAAAAGCACUUGAUUUCUGGCAUGUAGAUGCAAUUAUCUGCGUUCAAAGAUAACGAUCGUUGAUAUUUCCAUUCCGGAUUGAUUUUUUUCUGCGUGUGUGCGCGCUUGCUUACAAAGUGUCUGUCUAUCUGCUAUCAUAUUGUCAUUUUCCUUUCAUUUUCGAAUUUGGACUGCUGGCUUCUUCUGUUCACGGACUCGCUGUAACUUUUCAUUUGUCGGAAUCUUGAAGCACAAUGGGGAAUUCCAGCAGCAGCGUGAAGGACUUGCCUGAGAAUGCUUUCCUACAACGACUUGUAGGCCCCGAAACGGUGGCGAUGGAUGAUGAGUUUUGGGAUAAGAUGUUGUCUUUCAAAUUUUAUCCCCCCAUGAACAGCCAAGAUUACAAAACAAUCGAAGAAGCGGUGCAAUCUUUGCUUAAGGACUUCAUCGUCAAUGAAGAGUCAACGGGAAAUUUCUCCACGUUGGUCAGGAAAUUCGUUGCGCUGAAAGACGCUCAGAUGCAAGUCGGCCUGGAAAAAACCUUCAACUGGCCGCUCUCGAACGUAAUGUUCUUGAUACGUUUUAUCUGCAAGUAUUUCAUUCAGAAUCUGGAUGAGAAGGAUCUGGUUAAAGCCUUUGAGCGGUCCGUCACGCCUCCCGCUGUUAACGGAGAUGAUCAGAGUCGCACCAACUUACCGCGCGCGGUGAACGGUGAUGGCGGCGAUCACAACGGAAACGGGCCAGUGGCCAGUACUGUCGGUUCAGCCUCUGUGAUUAGUGCUUACGUAUCGGCCGUUGUCGAUAUUCUGAUUAAGUCUCCGGUUAGCGAUCCCUUCUACCUUUACGAGAUGGAAGCCAUUAACUCCCUGAUUGUUUUGUUGUCGGUGAGAAUUUACCGACCGGAUAUUGACGCGGUUUCGCCAAUUUGCGACAUGCUGUUGGGAGAACAGCUGAGUCCUUCCGCGAACGGAUUAGUGUCGCGCUUAAUAACGAAUUUUAUUCAGCAACCAAAAGCGCCAGGAUAUCUGUUACAGAGCAAUCUGCAUGGAAGUAUCGUUCUGGGACUCGCGUCGGGAAUAUGGAACGUCCUAACUUUGAAGAAUUAUCGAUAUCCACCUGAGCCCGAAUCCAUUAUGGCCCUACAGUCGGUAUUCUUGGUUUUGUUAUUAAGUAACAAUAAUGGACUUCCAGAGAAUCCCAUUCGAAAAGCUUUAUUUUCCUUUGGAAAUUCUGAGGAUCCGGCCUACGCUUCUAACAGCACACACGCGCUACCGUUUUCUCAGAUCUACAGCCGUGUUUGUCAGCAGUUACGCCGCGAAGAAGUCUCUCUUUUGUUUUAUUGUUUACUGCAUCGUAACCGGGACUUCAAUGUGUAUAUCUUGUCGAAAACCAACAUCGACCUUUUGAUCUUGCCUUUAUUGGAGCUGCUGUAUAAUGCGCCGGCCGCCAGUUCCCAUCAUGUCUACAUGUUGCUGAUUAUCCUCCUAAUUCUAAGUGAAGAUGAGUUUUUUACCAAAACUAUCCAUGAAAUCCAAGUAAAGAACAUCCGGUGGUACAAGGAGCGUGCAUUACCACCAAUGCCACUCGGAAGCUUGAUCGUGCUGGUGGUAACACGAGUUAUCCAAAUGAACAUCACGAAAAUCAAGGACAAAUAUCUGCAUAACAACUGCUUAGCCGCUCUGGCCAAUAUGGCUGCUGAUACCAAAAAUUUGCAUGUCCUCGCAUGCCAGCGACUGAUUACUUUGUUCGAGCAGCUUUCUAAAAGACACCGAAAACUAGGAGAAGACUAUCGACAGUGGUCGGAAAAAGUGGAACAAGAGAGUGUCAAUCCAGAUCUGACACUUGAAUUGUCCAUUCAUGAAGAAGUCCUACGCAUGAUAUUGGAAAUUAUUAACGGCGUAUUAUUUUAUGAGUUAUCAAGCAAUGCCAACCUGAUUCAUUCGCUCCUGUACAAGCGAAAUUUGUUUGAGCGUUUCCGCUCGUAUCCAAAUUUUCAAGAGGUCGUCCACAAUAUUGAGACGGUAAUCGUGCACUUCGCAUCCAAACUGGAUAAAAACGACACGAAUAUGACGGUGGAGCAGGUGCUGGAUAUUAUCAAACAACAGUCGGUUAGCUUCAGCACGCAGCGUUUGAAGAAGCUACCCAAUCUGAAAUUUCGCUACGUGGAAGAGGAGCACCCCGAAGAGUUCUUCCUGCCGUACUGUUGGACGUUGGUCUACGGCGGAUCGACUAUUUUCUGGAAUGCAGAGAAAAUCUGCAUAUUUAAUGCGCUGAACGUGGCGGAUGAUGAUCUGGAUGAGGCAGUGAUAGCUGGUGCCGGUGAGGAAGCAGCGGCAACGGUGCCGGCUGUGCAGCCGGUUCCUGCCGAAGAGCCGGCAGCUGUUUAACUCUCUGACGCUUUUCUAUGCUGAUGAUGUUCGAUUUUAAGCUAUCCGUUCAGCACAUACAAAUUAAUUUUUUUCCAUUUAUACGAGAUUGUUUUUGGUUCUUCUGGUAUUUGUCGUGCCGUUGAGUGAUUGUUUUCAAACGGAAAACCAUCGUUAUGAGUUUCGCUGGUUGUAAUUGCAACAAAAAAGAAUACU
Messenger RNA from Paramacrobiotus metropolitanus, 2663 nucleotides. RefSeq names its product dymeclin-like. Lineage: Eukaryota; Metazoa; Tardigrada; Eutardigrada; Parachela; Macrobiotidae. Gene Ontology annotation, cellular component: Golgi apparatus. Gene Ontology annotation, biological process: Golgi organization. The transcript is spliced from 10 exons. Bases 336 to 2468 code for a protein of 710 amino acids. The record is from RefSeq and is a predicted model, not a curated record.